AUGCGCCUCAGGCAGUCCCCGCCAUGCUGAGCGACGGUUAUAGCCAACAGCCCCUGGCCCGUCCGCGCUCCCUCUGCGACCGCCCCUGCUGCCACCCGCCCGCCAGCCCCCUCGCCCGCUGCAGACUGCAAUGCUCUGAGAGCCCACAGCCGCCCGCCGCCCGCGCUCCGCCCCUACACACCCGCGCCCGGCGCCGACGCAACCAUGGCGACCACGGUCAACCGGCUGCUGCACCCGAUCGAGCACCACCGCGAGAAGAAGGAGGGCGCGCGCAAGCCGUCGGUGCCGCUGCACGACCGCAACGACUCGGCCAUGGACAAGCCGCGCGCGGACGAGAAGCGCUCGCUGGCGCAGUGGGAGGCCCAGCGCCACACCAUGAGCCCCGACGAGAUCGACGCGGACCCGCAGCAGAAGCCCGUCGGCCACUCGAGCAAGGUGCUGCGCGAGGAGGACUUUGAGCUGAUCAAGACGCUGGGCACCGGCACCUUUGCGCGCGUCUGGCUCGUGCGGCUGCGCGACGCCGCCCACGCCGACCGCGACCAGGUCUUUGCCCUGAAGAUCCUGCGCAAGGUCGACGUCAUCCGCCUCAAGCAGGUCGAGCACGUCCGCAACGAGCGCAACGUCCUCGCCAAGGUCGCCGGCCACCCCUUCAUCACCACCAUGGUCGCCAGCUUCCAGUCCAUGGACUCGCUGUACAUGGUCCUCGACUACUGCCCCGGCGGCGAGGUCUUCAGCUACCUGCGCCGCGCCCGCCGCUUCAACGAGCCCACCUCGCAGUUCUACGCCGCCGAGAUCGUGCUGAUCCUCGAGUUCCUGCACGAGCGCGAGGGCGUGGCCUACCGCGACCUCAAGCCCGAGAACAUCCUCAUCGACGCCGAGGGGCACCUUAAGCUGGUGGACUUUGGCUUCGCAAAGAAAGUAGAGAAUAGGGAGACAUACACAUUAUGCGGUACGCCCGAGUACCUCGCGCCCGAGGUGAUUAGAAACACCGGCCACGGCACAGCAGUCGACUGGUGGGCCUUCGGCAUCCUCGUCUACGAAUUCCUCGUCGGCCAGCCGCCCUUCUGGGACCAAAACCCCAUGAAAAUCUACGAACAAAUCGUCGAAGGCAAACUCCGCUUCCCCAGCGCCAUGUCCGCGCCCGCCCGCGACCUCAUCUCGGGCCUCUGCACCGUCGACGUGUCCAAGCGCCUCGGCAACAUCGCCGGCGGCGCCUCGCGCGUCAAGCAGCACGAGUGGUUCAAGAACGUCGACUGGGAGAAGAUGUACAACCGCGAGGUCCAGGGGCCCAUUGUGCCGCACCUGCGGGGUCCCGCGGAUACGCGCAACUUUGAUGAUUAUGAGGAUGAGGGCGCGCAUCGCGAUCCGUAUACGAAAGAGCUGAGUGAUCGGUGGGACGAGUAUUUCCAGGAUUUUUAGAGCUCGUUGGGUGGGAGGAGGAGUGUGGUAGAGUGUGGAGUACUGAGUGUCGAGAAGCAGACACGAGCGCCCAGCAGCGCACAAAUAACACAAAUAGCUGCGCGCGCAUCACGCAUCACGCAUCACGCAUCACGCCCGCAUCAACGACGAAACCGGCGUUACAGGCAACAGGGACGCGCCGGGCAGCGAUGCACGGCGCCGAUUGGGAUCACGGAUGGGAGUUUGCAGAUAUACAUGCUCAGGCGUCGGGUCUGUACGAUAGCCAAUUGACGCUUUUUUCUGA
This is a messenger RNA of Boeremia exigua, 1702 nucleotides long. RefSeq names its product serine/threonine-protein kinase YPK2/YKR2. The record is from RefSeq and is a predicted model, not a curated record. The transcript has 7 exons. Gene Ontology annotation, cellular component: cAMP-dependent protein kinase complex; nucleus. Gene Ontology annotation, molecular function: cAMP-dependent protein kinase activity; ATP binding. Lineage: Eukaryota; Fungi; Ascomycota; Dothideomycetes; Pleosporales; Didymellaceae. Bases 205 to 1419 code for a protein of 404 amino acids. Gene Ontology annotation, biological process: peptidyl-serine phosphorylation.